Arachis duranensis is the source of this 948-nucleotide messenger RNA. RefSeq names its product transcription factor RAX2-like. NCBI's taxonomy places the organism in Eukaryota, Viridiplantae, Streptophyta, Magnoliopsida, Fabales, Fabaceae. The transcript is spliced from 3 exons. The record is from RefSeq and is a predicted model, not a curated record. Bases 72 to 911 code for a protein of 279 amino acids.
UAUCAUUAUUAUUAUUAUUUAUUAUAAAUUAUUAUUGUUAUUUCAUUUGAGAAUAGUAUAGUGUUGCGGCCAUGGGAAGAGCUCCUUGUUGUGACAAAGCAAAUGUGAAGAGAGGACCAUGGUCUCCUGAUGAGGAUGCAACACUCAAGAACUAUCUUCACACUCAUGGCACUGGAGGAAAUUGGAUUGCAUUGCCAAGAAAAGCUGGUUUAAGGAGGUGUGGGAAGAGUUGCCGUCUAAGGUGGCUGAAUUAUCUAAGGCCAGAUAUAAAACAUGGAGGAUUUACCGAACAAGAGGAUCAAAUCAUUUGCACUCUCUAUACUCAAAUGGGAAGCAGAUGGUCUGCAAUAGCAUCUCAACUUCCUGGCAGAACAGAUAAUGAUGUCAAAAACUAUUGGAACACCAAGCUCAAGAAGAAGCUCAUGGCAGCAAAAGUAAUUUCCCCUAAUAAUAAUAAUAAUAAAACAUUAUUGACUACUCAACAAAACUCAGAUUUUCAAGCUACUAAAAAUUGUUCAUCAUCAUCAUUAGUGCAUCUUCCAAUUUUAAGCAAUGAUAUUACUAAUUUUAGUUCUAACAUAAGUCUUGACCUAAUUCAUCAACAACUCUAUAGUCCACAAUUUAUGAAUUUAGAAAUUGGUGGUGCAAAUUCAAGGAACAACAAGAAUAAUAAUAGUAGUAGUAAUAUUGAAGGUUCAACUUCUUCUUCAUCACUUGCAUUAUUGGACUACAAGGGUGGAUCAUCACUUCUAGAAGAAGAAAAACAACAUGGUGUUGGUGGUGAUAAUGAUGAAUCUAAUAAGGAAUUCUUGAUGGAUUUAGGGUUUGAUGGUGAAUUUUCUCAAAGUAUUAGUAGUUAUUGUUACUCUGAGUGGGUUGAUUUCAACUGUGCUGAAAUUAAGCCACAUUGAGUAAUUAAAUUAAAGAUGAAUGUUGUAUUAUUGGAUA